AGCCAAUUAGAAUCAGGGGGCGGGUCUAAGAAGUUCUAAGUGGCAAAUUCAAACUGAACAUGGCGGCUGAGAAAGAUAAUGAAGAAAACAAACAGAGCAGAAGGGGAACAGUAUGUAACAUAGUCAUAAGCCAGGAGAUGCCUCAAAGCCAGCCGGUUAUUUUCAACCCUGAUUUCUUCGUGGAGAAACUGAGGCAUGAGAAGCCCCAGGUUUUCUCUGAGCUCUUGCUGAGUAACAUAAGUAGGCUCAUUGAUUUACCCGGAGCAGAAUUUGCACAGCUCCAGGGAGAGGCAGACCUCAAGCUCCCCGCUUCGACAGGCUUCCUGCGCCUACCCAACUUCCUGAAGCGUAAAGAGAAAGGAGUGAUCUUUGGAGCACCAUUAACUGAGGAGGGAAUUGCCCAAAUGUACCAGCUCAUAGAGUAUCUUGGAAAAAACCUACAUGUGGAGGGUCUUUUCCGUGUGCCAGGGAACAGCAUCAGACAGCAGGCGCUGAGGGAGUUGCUCAACAGUGGCGCAGAUGUCGACCUGGACACAGGGGAUUACCAUCCGCAUGACGCAGCCACACUGCUGAAGGCAUUCCUGGGGGAGCUGCCUGAGCCACUGCUGACUCAUCGCCAUUACCAUGCACAUCUCAAAAUAGCCGAGAUUACUCUGUUCGACGAGAGAGGCAACAAGACGUCUGUGCCGAACAAAGAGCGUCAGAUCGAAGCGCUGCAGCUUCUCUUCAUGCUGUUGCCUCCAGCCAAUCGCAGCCUACUCAAACUGCUGUUGGACCUGCUCUAUCAGACCGCCAAGCAUCAAGACAAAAACAAAAUGUCUGCCUUCAACCUGGCGCUCAUGUUUGCACCACACAUCAUAUGGCCCAAAAAUGUGACCGCAAAUGAUCUGCAAGACAAUUUGAAUAAGCUAAACAACGGCAUCACGUUUCUUAUCAAGCACUCACAGAAGUUGUUUCGGGCACCAACAUACAUCAAAGACCAUGCACGGAUGCUCUUCUCUGGCUCAGAAACUCCUCUAUCAAAGGAUGACACGGCCCUGUGCGCCGUAGCCGGUGUUCGAGGCCUGCCUUCUAAGAGAAGCAGCGAGGAGGAUGGCAGUGGAAACCAGCAGCACACACAGGAGGCUCUGCGUGAGCUUUUUCAGCAUGUCAGCAACAUGCCCGACUCUACAAAGAAGAAGAAACUCAUUCGACAGUUUAACAAGCAGGGAACUCCAAUACGUGACAGCCCGAGAUCUUCAGGCCAAAAGCACGGUCGCUCCCGGUCGUUCGGCGGCCUCAUCAAGAGAAAGGUUUUGGGGAAUCCGGUCACAAACGACAGAGCUGGAUCUGGGACGAGCCACACCAAAGAGGUGAACAAGGAAAAUGGUUCCACAUCUGUCAAAAGAACUCCUCCUUCUCCAGCACAGCACUCCAGUUUGAGCCUGUAACUUUUCAUUUUGUAAAUUAAUUUUUGGAUCAGGUUUGCAUAGUGUUUAUUUGGGCUCCGAUGUGACCUCCAACUUGUUAACUAUGCAAGCAAGAUGAAUUUCCAGACCAGUACGUGUAAUUUACACGACGUUCGGAUUUUACCAGUCGCAAAUGUCUCAAAUUUACAACUAGGAAUGAGAAAUGAAUUGUAAAUGAAUUAUCCGUUUGUGAACGAUAUUUAUAAAAAAAAAGAAGAAAAAGAAAGAAGUAUAAAUUGUCCCAAGCAUGUAGCAUCUACUCAGAAAGGUCAGGAAUGGAACGUGUAUUCAGAAAGGUCAAGGAUGUAGCGUGUAUAUAUACACGGGUAUGUGAAACUAGCAUGACUAGACAUCCAGUACAUCUAAAAACAACAUCCUGCCAUACUAGCGUGUGGUUUUGUCCUUUUAUGGCAUACUACACUGUAUGAAUAUACAGAGGUUUAGGGUGUAAUUGUGGUUGUAAAAAAAAUUUAAAUUCUUGCAUGCUACACAGCUAGUCAGUGUUAUUUAGGCUGUUACACUGAGCAUUUUGAUAUCUGAGAGGAUUUCGAAAGUUUGAUUUUGAAUCUUGUAUUUUUAGGGAAAGGGAGAUGAAUAGCGGGAAAUGAGUUUCUGUACCUUUGCGAUCAGAAGGUUUUUUUUUGUUUUGUUUUCUUUUUCCCCUUUAGGAUUUAAAACAUUUUUAUGUUGUAAUAGACUUUAUGACUCAAAUGCAUUAUCACUCCAAAGCACAUAACCGAAAUGACCCCAGGGUCAGCUUUGUGAACGACGAUAUAAAGAGAGCUGUUUACAAAAGGAACGUAUUUAAAAAUCUCCAUUGAUUCACUGUUUUAUUUUUAUAGUUUUAUAGUAUUAAUUUAAACAAGAAAAUAUAACAGACUCUUGGGAUGGUUUACAUCUUUCUUUCUGGGGAAGGGAUAAUAUUUUCUGUUUUAACUUUUCUUUUCUUUUUUUUUAUGGGGAGAUUUUAAAUGUGAAUAAGCUUGAGCCAGACUAUAUUUCAGACGUGUAUUAACGUGUCUUAUUUUGAUAACUCUGAUUUUCAUCUCUUCAACUGCUGUCUGUUUUUUUUAUACUUUAUGGAGUUAACCACUAUUUCAUUUAAGAUCGCUUUUAAGUUAUUUCUUUUAAUAUUUUUAUAUGUGAAAGUGCUUUAUGUUAUGUGAAACAAACCCCACCCCCAUUCCCCAUUCCCCACACACCAGGUUUACUUGUUUUAUUUUAUUUUUCUUUUGGUUUGUUUUUCCUCCAUAUGGUGACAUCGCAUUGUUCACAUUUUUACCUCCAACUUUACCAGUAACUAGCAGUGUAUGUUACCAUAUGGGUUUAAGUCAUAGCUGUAUUGUACAGUGCCUUCAGCUUUUGACAUUAAAGCAAAAGUAUUAAAA
Messenger RNA from Tachysurus vachellii, 2836 nucleotides. It is a transcript of the gene arhgap19, whose product is annotated as Rho GTPase activating protein 19. Gene Ontology annotation, biological process: signal transduction; regulation of small GTPase mediated signal transduction. Gene Ontology annotation, cellular component: cytoplasm. Lineage: Eukaryota; Metazoa; Chordata; Actinopteri; Siluriformes; Bagridae. Gene Ontology annotation, molecular function: GTPase activator activity. The transcript has 11 exons. The coding region runs from base 60 to 1430 and encodes 456 amino acids. The record is from RefSeq and is a predicted model, not a curated record.